GUUCGCUAUUAUGAGUAUACUUUUGAUCUAUUGAGGAUCGUGUCCACUGAUACUACUUUAUGUGGAGGCACUGAGGAAAGAAAAAGCUUAUCUUGGCUUUCUGUACUAAAUCUCUAUUCACUUGUGUGGGUUAGCAAUGUUGAAAAAGCUAAAGCAGGGCAUAUUGCCAGUUUAUCCUUAUAA
This is a messenger RNA of Racocetra persica, 183 nucleotides long. Lineage: Eukaryota; Fungi; Glomeromycota; Glomeromycetes; Diversisporales; Gigasporaceae. The record is from the annotation of a GenBank genome assembly.